Molecule: messenger RNA, 3231 nt
Organism: Paramecium tetraurelia
Lineage: Eukaryota; Ciliophora; Oligohymenophorea; Peniculida; Parameciidae
Exons: 10
Biological process (GO): calcium ion transmembrane transport
Cellular component (GO): intracellular membrane-bounded organelle; membrane
Molecular function (GO): ATP hydrolysis activity; P-type calcium transporter activity; ATP binding
Source: RefSeq, a predicted model, not a curated record
AUGGCAUCUAAAAUGUAAGAGCCUCUUUUAAAAGUAGAGGCCCUGACUGACUUUGGGAUGACAGCAAAUGAAUUAUCUUAGAUGUUCUUUCCUCAUAAUAUAAGAGAUGGAUCAAGUUUAGAUAUAUUGUCUAGAUUUGGCAAGAUUGAAGGACUAAUAUAGAAAUUGAAAACAGACCCUAAGAGAGGAUUGGAUGGAACAAAUACCAAUGAUUUGGAAUUGAGAGUUAAAAAUUUUGGAAAUAACAAACCAGAAAUUAAGGAACCUAAAACCUUAUUAUAAUACAUUCUUGAAAAUUUUGAAGAUCCUAUGUUAAGGAUAUUGUGUUUGGCAGCAGCAGUGAAUUUGAUAAUAGGCUUAUGGACUGAAGGUUGGAAAGAAGGUUGGAUGGAUGGAAUGGCCAUAUUCAUAGCUGUAAUAAUUAUUGUAUCUGUAACAGCAGGGAAUAAUUAUGUCAAAGAUCAUUAAUUUAGAAAAUUAAAUGCCAUAGCAGAGAAUAGAAAUGUAAAUGUGAAGAGAGGAGGUAAAAUAGUGAGCACCAAUAUUUACGAUUUACUAGUUGGAGACAUCAUGAUAGUGGACACAGGAGAGAAGAUGCCAGUCGAUGGUUUAGUUAUCGAAUCAAGUGAAUUGACUGCUGAUGAAUCAUCUGUGACUGGUGAAACUAAACCAAUUUAAAAGAUAAUUCCACUUUCUUAUGAAAAGGAGGACUAAAAAGAAGAUACUAAUUCCUUCUUGAUCAGUGGCUCAUCUAUCAUUUAUGGAACAGGAGAGAUCCUAAUAUUAGCUGUAGGUGAGUAUUCUCUAUGGGGUAUAACAAAGACGUUAAUGACAUAAUAAACAAAAGAUGAUAAAACUCCAUUAUAAGAAAAACUAACUAUUUUAGCAGAUUAAAUUGGUGAAUAUGGAUUGAAAUUAGCCAUAAUAACAUUUAUUGCUAUGACACUUCAUUUAUUACAUGAUGCUGCUUUUAAUGAAUAUCCUUUAUUUUCUGCUCAUGCAGUCAAAGAAAUAUUAAAUUUCUUUAUUGUUUCAGUUACUAUCAUUGUUGUUGCUGUUCCAGAAGGAUUGCCAUUGGCAGUGACUAUUGCAUUAGCUUAUUCAGUUGAUAAGAUGAAGGAUGAGAAGAAUCUGGUUCGAUUUUUAUCUGCUUGCGAAACUAUGGGGGGGGCUAAUAAUAUUUGUAGUGAUAAGACAGGCACUUUAACUGAGAAUAAAAUGACUGUUACUAAUUUGUACAUUGAAGAUACAGAUUUCAAUAAACUAGAUCCUUAAGCAAUAAAGAGUUCCACAUUGUCAUUACUGUGUGAAGGAAUAUGUUUGAAUUCAAUUGCACGUCCCUAGAUAGACCAGAAUGGCAGAUUUGAACAUAUAGGGAACAAGACUGAAUGUGCUCUAUUGGAAUUAGCCCAUAAAUUUGGAUAUGAUUUUAGAUAGAUUCGAUAAAAUAUGGGAGAGAAAAUCAAGAAGAACUUCCCAUUCAAUUCUGAGAAAAAGUAGAUGACCAUUGCACUUGAUUUAAAGGGAGAUAGAACAUAAUUCACCAUAUUCACCAAAGGAGCUCCAGAUGUCCUUUUAGAUAAAUGUUCUUAUUAUAUUAAUGCUGAAGGAAGACCUGUUGUCAUCACUAAUGAUUAUAAAUAGAAGAUAAAUGCAGUCAUUUAAAAGUACGCCUCUCAAUCCCUGAGAUCAAUUCUUCUAUUAUAUAGGGAGAUUAUGUUAUAAGGCAGACCUACAGAACCAGAAGACUUUAACAAUAUUGAAGACACAAUAGAUAAAUAAUAUACUAUAAUUGGAGUCACUGGAUUGCAAGAUCCCUUAAAAACAGGUAUAGUUAAGGCAGUUUAGUAAUGCAAAGAGGCAGGAGUUAUUGUACGAAUGGUCACUGGUGAUAACUUUCAUACAGCAGUGGCAAUUUCUAAAUAGGCAGGAAUAUUACCAUAAAAUUAUGAUCAUAAUGUUGAUUCAUUGGCAGUUUUGGAAGGAAAAACAUUUAGAAAGUUGGUAGAAGGAUUGGUUUAUGAAAAAGUAGGUAAUUCAGUUAUUCACAAAGUCAAAAAUCUUUAAAACUUUACAUUAAUUACAAAUGAAUUGAGAGUGUUGGCUAGAUCAUCUCCUGAAGAUAAAUUCUUAUUAGUAACUGGGUUGAAACAACUCGAAAAUGUUGUGGCUGUAACAGGAGAUGGACCUAAUGAUGCCUCUGCAUUAAAAAAAGCAGAUGUUGGUUUUGCUAUGGGUAUUUAAGGGACUGUAGUAGCAAAAGAGGCUGCUGGCAUUAUACUUUUAGAUGACAAUUUUGCAUCUAUAGUGACUGCUAUGAAAUGGGGUAGAAACAUAUUUGAUUGCAUAAGAAAGUUUCUAGUAUUUUAGGUCACUGUAAAUGUUGUGGCUGUCUCGAUGGCCUUUUUGGGAGGAGUCUUUUUGAAGGAAUCACCUCUUACAAGUAUUCAGAUGUUGUGGGUCAAUCUUAUAAUGGAUACUUUGGCUUCUCUUGCAUUAGCUACGGAACCACCUACUGAUGAAUUACUAACACGUAAGCCAUAUGGUAGAAAAGAACAUAUGAUCACACCAGGAAUGUGGAGAAGCAUCAUUUGUCAGGCAGCAUUUUAAUUAUUUGUUCUCUUAAUCAUCUUAAUCAAAGGGGAUUCAAUGUUCGGAAUUGAAUCCAGCAGAGGACAUAGACUUGAUGAAGAAUAUAAUCCUAUAUUUUAGGAACAUUACACAAUCUUCUUCCACAUUUUUGUAUUUCUACAAGUUUUUAAUGAAAUCAAUGCCAGAAAAUUAAAAAAAACAGAAUUAAAUGUAUUCGAAGGAUUCUUCAACAAUUGGCUCUUUCUCUCUGUCAUUAUUGGAACCAUUGUUGUUUAAAUUCUCAUUGUGGAAUUUGGAGGAAAGGCUGUUAAAGUCACUCCCUUGGAUUUUGGCCAUCAUUUAAUCUGUAUUCUAAUUGGAAUGUGCAGUUUGGGAAUUGGCUAUUUAAUCAAAUAGAUACCAGAUCAAUACUUUUAGUCUAUUGAGUUAUUCCGUGAAUAGAUUCCCACAGAAGCUGAUCCUAACACUAUUGAGGGCAAACUUAAGAAACCAUCGACAUUCUUGAGAAAAAAGAGACAAAUUGAGGGCAAACAACUCAUAAAAACUAAUUAAGAGAUUGAAAUGAAUUCAGGUCAAAGCAACUUUAAAUUAAAAUGAAUUAUUUUAUACUAUUUUACAGUUAAUAUUUAAUAAUAACCA